UUUCGGGCGCACGCUUCCCUGGCGCGGGCUGCGCGCGGCGGCCGCCGCUGCUGCUUCCACCGCUGCUGCCGACUCCCAUGGCGGCUCCGCCCGGCCGGGGCCGUCGCCGCUGCCGCCAGCCGCGGACUGAAUGAAUGAGCCGGAGCGGCGGAGCCCGGCUGCCCGCGGCCGCGCUCACCGGCCCGGGACGCUUCCGCAUGGCCCGCGAGGAGCCGGCGCCCGCGGCGGUGGCGGCGGCCGGGCAGCCCGGAGGCGGCCGGGGCGGCGAGCGCGAGCGGGCGCUGCAGGGCCCGGGGGGCGCCCGCAGGGGGCGGCCGUCGCUGAGCCGCGCUAAACUGCACGGGCUGCGGCACAUGUGCGCCGGGCGCGCGGCGCCGGGGGGCUCCUUCCAGCGGCGGGCGCUGUGGGUGCUGGCCUUCUGCACGUCCCUCGGCUUGCUGCUGUCCUGGUCCUCGAACCGCCUGCUCUACUGGUUGAGUUUCCCGUCGCACACGCGGGUGCACCGCGAGUGGAGCCGCCAGCUGCCCUUCCCCGCCGUCACCGUGUGCAACAACAACCCGCUGCGCUUCCCGCGCCUGUCCAAGGGGGACCUCUACUACGCCGGCCACUGGCUCGGGCUGCUGCUGCCCAACCGCACGGCGCGCCCGCUGGUCAGCGAGCUGCUGCGGGGCGACGAGCCGCGCCGCCAGUGGUUUCGCAAGCUGGCCGACUUCCGCCUCUUCCUGCCGCCGCGCCACUUCGAGGGCAUCAGCGCCGCCUUCAUGGACCGCCUGGGCCACCAGCUGGAGGACAUGCUGCUCUCCUGCAAGUACCGCGGCGAGCUCUGCGGCCCGCACAACUUCUCUUCUGUGUUUACAAAAUACGGGAAGUGUUACAUGUUUAACUCAGGCGAGGAUGGCAGACCUCUGCUCACCACAGUCAAGGGGGGCACAGGCAACGGGUUGGAGAUUAUGCUGGACAUUCAGCAAGACGAGUACCUGCCCAUCUGGGGAGAGACAGAGGAGACGACGUUUGAAGCAGGCGUGAAGGUUCAGAUCCACAGUCAAUCUGAACCACCUUUCAUCCAAGAGCUGGGCUUUGGGGUGGCUCCCGGGUUCCAGACUUUCGUGGCCACACAGGAGCAGAGGCUCACGUACCUGCCCCCACCAUGGGGGGAAUGCCGGUCCUCAGAGAUGGGACUCGACUUCUUUCCUGUUUACAGUAUCACCGCCUGUCGGAUUGACUGUGAGACCCGCUACAUCGUGGAAAAUUGCAACUGCCGCAUGGUCCACAUGCCAGGUGAUGCCCCUUUCUGUACCCCUGAGCAGCACAAGGAAUGUGCAGAACCUGCCCUAGGUCUGCUGGCGGAAAAGGACAGUAAUUACUGUCUCUGCAGAACCCCCUGCAACCUCACCCGCUACAACAAAGAGCUCUCCAUGGUGAAGAUCCCCAGCAAGACGUCUGCCAAGUACCUAGAGAAGAAAUUUAACAAAUCUGAGAAAUAUAUCUCAGAGAACAUCCUGGUUCUGGAUAUAUUUUUUGAAGCCCUCAACUAUGAGACAAUUGAACAGAAGAAGGCGUAUGAAGUCGCUGCCUUACUCGGUGAUAUUGGCGGUCAGAUGGGAUUGUUCAUCGGUGCUAGUAUCCUCACAAUACUAGAGCUCUUUGAUUAUAUUUAUGAGUUGAUCAAAGAGAAGCUGUUAGACCUGCUGGGCAAAGAAGAGGAUGAAGGGAGCCACGAUGAGAAUGUGAGCACGUGUGACACGGUGCCCAACCACUCCGAAACCAUCAGCCACACUGUGAAUGUGCCCCUGCAGACGGCCCUGGGGACUCUGGAGGAGAUCGCCUGCUGACAGCCUGCCGACCACCCAGCAUCCCCUCCCCCACAGACCCAGGUCAGGGCGCCGCGGGCUCAGGCGGGAUGGCCCCUGACGACCGGAAGAAGCAAGAGCCCCCCGUGCACACAUAGCCAACUCUCUGCCAAGACCUCGCUCCAGCCACGUCUGACCCGCCGCGCCGGGCCCUGCGCGCGUCCCUCCUCGGAGAAGUGAGUCCCGUGCGUCACGCUCUGGAACGGACCCAGAACCGACCUGUCAUCACAUCUUACUGCCAGAUGUAUAAAGCACCUGCAUGCUCACGCUCCUCACGGCGCGGCUGCCGCGUCUCCGUACAUGAACGCUCAGCGGGGGAAGGGUGGGCUCACGCCGCACCCCCCACGGCCCUGCCAGGCCCCACGGAAUCCGAACUGCGCCAUUAGGAGGGGCUCCGCAGAACUGUCCACCACGUCCAGUCCUUGUGUCGUUCGUGAAGGUUCCUGACCCACCGCAGACCCCCCCCACCCCGGACC
Molecule: messenger RNA, 2326 nt
Organism: Sorex fumeus (smoky shrew)
Lineage: Eukaryota; Metazoa; Chordata; Mammalia; Eulipotyphla; Soricidae
Gene: ASIC2
Product: acid sensing ion channel subunit 2
Exons: 10
Coding region: 135-1832 (565 amino acids)
Biological process (GO): sodium ion transmembrane transport
Cellular component (GO): membrane
Molecular function (GO): ligand-gated sodium channel activity
Source: RefSeq, a predicted model, not a curated record